Micropterus salmoides (largemouth bass) is the source of this 506-nucleotide messenger RNA. Its product is annotated as transmembrane protein 65-like. The annotation marks the transcript as partial. Gene Ontology annotation, biological process: cardiac ventricle development; regulation of cardiac conduction. The record is from RefSeq and is a predicted model, not a curated record. The transcript is spliced from 6 exons. Gene Ontology annotation, cellular component: mitochondrion. Lineage: Eukaryota; Metazoa; Chordata; Actinopteri; Centrarchiformes; Centrarchidae.
AAACCCUGGAGACCUCGCCGCUGACUACAGCCCAGAUCAGAUAUGUUUUGUUCCACAACGCCCUCCCCUUUGUUGGAUUUGGUUUCCUUGAUAAUGCCAUCAUGAUUGCAGCAGGAACACAGAUUGAGCUCUCUAUCGGAGUCACUCUGGGGAUCUCCACCAUGGCGGCUGCGGCUCUGGGGAACCUGGUUUCAGACUUGGCAGGUCUCGGUCUUGCAGGUUAUGUGGAGGCUCUGGCUUCCAAACUGGGGAUGCAGGUUCCAGAUCUGACGCCCAAACAGGUGGACAUGUGGCAGACCAGGCUCAGCUCUCACAUGGGUAAAGCCAUCGGGGUGUCCAUCGGCUGUAUUUUGGGGAUGUUCCCGCUGUUUUUUCUGGGCGACGACGACGAGAAGGAGAAAGAAGCACAACCCUGCAGUGACAAAGAAUCCCUUCUUCCUAACGAGCCACUACAGCUUCACAACAAUCACACCUACAGACUGGAUACUGCUGAUGUCAACUUGAAA